AUGAUGUGGUCUUGGCAAUUGGGUCAAUCACAAUCCGUCAAAGGCACCAUACGACAUCACACUGAAGCGAAUCUGGUAAAGCAGAAAAGCGUAGUUGGCGAGCACGUUGCGGCUGUACUUGACCUGCAUUCGCAACACGCUCGAGGCCGCAAUGUGCCUCCAGUCGAAAGGCAUAACAAGCCCGAGGUUGAACUCAAGACCAGCCCCGAACUCCUCCUCAAUCCCGUAAUUUCCAUCUCGUUGAUAGAAGCUUUGGUUUUGAUAUGCCGAAAUGAGGCUGAAAAGUGCUUAAUAGAAACAUCUAUCAAUUCAUUGCGGAUAAGUCUCAAGGUGAAGCAGGCUGAUGAACUUGAAAACAUACUGACCAAGAAAUUUCUAAGAUUUCUGUCAAUGAGAGCUGAGGCUUUCCAAGUACUGAGGAGAAAGCCUGUUCAGGUUUUAAAUUUUAAUCCCCGCGUGACUGAGAAUCACAGCUUUGUUGAUGAAGUUUACUUUGUUCCUGCUGUUGAUAUUUUUUCCGUUCACUAG
Messenger RNA from Sphenostylis stenocarpa, 528 nucleotides. The record is from the annotation of a GenBank genome assembly. Lineage: Eukaryota; Viridiplantae; Streptophyta; Magnoliopsida; Fabales; Fabaceae.